Molecule: messenger RNA, 1086 nt
Organism: Xiphophorus hellerii (green swordtail)
Lineage: Eukaryota; Metazoa; Chordata; Actinopteri; Cyprinodontiformes; Poeciliidae
Product: polymeric immunoglobulin receptor-like
Exons: 4
Cellular component (GO): plasma membrane
Molecular function (GO): transmembrane signaling receptor activity
Source: RefSeq, a predicted model, not a curated record
GUGUUAAACUAGUUGAUAGCUCUGACGUUUCCUCUAAAUGUCUCAUUUUAAAAUAACUUCUGCCUCAGUUUAACUCUGGUUUAGAAGAACAAAGAGAUGUGGAGCCAUCAACACAUCGUCGUCUGCACAGCUCUGAGUUUUGUGAUCAGUGCUGAAGGUUUGAUCCAAGUGUUUGGAUAUGAGGGAAGAGACGUAAAUUUUUCAUGCCACUAUGAUCAGGGAUAUGAAGAUAGCGAAAAAUACUUUUGUAAGAAUGACUGUGGCUCCAGUGACGUUCUCAUUACAACUUUACAGAAAAAUAAAGACAAAUAUUGCAUCACUGAUGAUAUAAAGAUUAGAGUCGUCACAGUGACCAUCUCUGAUCUUCAAUCACAUGAUGCUGGGAAAUACUGGUGUGGAGUCACUAGGUGGUUUAUUGAUACCUACAGUGAAGUAAAACUGCACAUAAAAGAAGACAGAUGCUGCGACACAGUGAAUAAAAUCCAAAGUAUUGAGGAAGGUUCAGUGACCAUCAGCUGUCCGUACGACUCUGAGUCUGUCGACAAGCUGAAGUUCUUCUGCAGAGGAAACCGGCCCUCCACAUGUCGACAGCAGGCAGUGAUCACCUCUAGCAACACACAAAAUGGACGAUUCAGACUCUCUGAUGACAGGAAGUCAAGAAUAUUCACAGUGACCAUUUCCAGCCUGACCCUGGAGGAUUCUGGGUCGUAUCUUUGUGGAGUUCAAAGAAACUCAGGAUUUGAUGAUUUCUCUGCUGUUGAACUGGAGGUCAAAGAUUUCUGUCUGGAGUCGUACCACAUCAGUGGCAUCGAGGGACGUCCAGUAACUCUGCAGUGUCCUAAUUCAGGACAACAACAUGAUAACAAAAAGUUCCUCUGUAAAGGAGACCAACACAACAACUGUACAGACAUGAUGGAGAACCAAACAAAGUUCAAGCUGCUCAAUGUCUCCUCCAUCUGUUUCUCUGUGAUCAUCACUGAACUGGAAGCAGCUGAUGCAGGAACAUACUACUGUGGUUCAGACUCUCAGCUGAGAUUCAUAAAGAUACAGCUGGCAGUCGGUGAGACCAACACAGAGAGAGAUAGA